Molecule: messenger RNA, 1556 nt
Organism: Aphanomyces invadans
Lineage: Eukaryota; Oomycota; Saprolegniomycetes; Saprolegniales; Verrucalvaceae
Exons: 5
Coding region: 27-1457 (476 amino acids)
Biological process (GO): cell motility
Cellular component (GO): microtubule; Golgi apparatus; motile cilium
Molecular function (GO): microtubule binding; small GTPase binding
Source: RefSeq, a predicted model, not a curated record
CAGGUAAUCGCGGCGGCAGACCCACGAUGGCGAAGAAGGGGAAGAAAGGCAAGAAGGGCAAGAAGGAGGAAGCGCCGCCUCCAGAAGAGCCAUCAGAAUACGAUACCAUGGACGUUGAGAUGCUGAAAGAAGUCACUCAAAUGCUGCGGCAGCAGCUGGACAAGUCUCAGAUCGACCGCAACUACGUCCAACACGAGCGGGACACCAUUCAAUCCUUCUACGACAUAACACGUCGCGAAGUCGAGACCCACGACAUGGAAAUCAUGGGAAAGGACCGUGAAAUGGAGAUGAUGGAGGACAACCACAGGGUCGAAGUGCGGGUGUACAUUCAAAAAGUGAAGCAUUUGGAAUAUGAGCACAAAAACAACUUGAAACGGGUCAAGGCGGACGGUCUGUCGCACAUCGACGAGGAAGGAGACAUGCACGUGCACCGUGAACACAAGCUGAAGGGGGCCAAGCAGAGUUUGAAACUCGAGCUCAAGGAGCGCGAACUGAGCAACGAAGAUGAGAUCGAACAGAUGAAGCAGUCGCACGAGAAGAACCUGCUCAAGUUGCGCGAGCAAUUUGAGAAAAACAAUGCGGCGCUGGAGGAGCGUUUGCAAACCCGCCUCGAGCAGCUCCAAGAGGAUUUGGAGUUGCGGCGCAAGGUCGACAUCCACGAAAUCGAAGAGCGCAAGAACUUGCACAUUAACGACUUAAUGAAGAACCACGAGCGCGCGUUCACCCAGAUGAAAAACUACUACAACGACAUCACUAAAGACAACUUGCGCCUCAUCGACUCACUCAAGCGCGAGAUCAGCGACAUGAAGAAGAAAGCCACGGCCAACGCGAAGCUCAUGCAUGACAUCUCGCACGAAAAUAAACGAUUGAGUGAGCCGCUGGCUGCGGCGGUGCAAGAGGUCGAGCGCCUCAAGCAUGGACUCAAGGACGAGCAAAAGGACCGCCUGAGUCUGCGCAACGCCAAGGCGCGAUUGGUGCUGCUAGAGAAGCAGCUUGUGGACCUUCGAAAGAAACACCAGAGCCUCACGCAAGCGUACAAGACGAUGGAAGCGAGCCGGAAUGCGCUGUACGACUCGUUUGAGCACACGAUUCACAGCGUCCAAACCAAGUGCGAGUACAAGAACUUGGUCCUGGAGCAACGAUUGAGUGCGUACGGGGAACAGCACAACAAGAAACAGGCGCAGCUCGACGAAAUCCUCAUGGCGGCCCAUCUCGAAAGCGGAGAAGUCGCCCGCGUGACGGAGAAACUCGAUACGCUGCUGACUACCAAGAACACCAAGAUCCGAGACCUGCAAUAUCAAGUCGCCAAGGCGAGCAAGGCGUACAACGAUGCUCUGCGGACGUACGAAAGCAAGAUGCGCGACUUUGGGCUGCCCGACGAAGACAUCCGAACCCUCGGGUUCACUCCAUUGCUCACGGCAACGAGUGUCGGCCCGGCGGGGCUUCUGACCAAGUGAAUGCCACCUUUUUCAAAUGUUCGAUUCAUUAAGUUUGGGAGUGUGAAAGCGUUGCAAAAAGUCAAUUAAACUGUUAUAAGCAAUCAAGAAUGACUUCGA